Molecule: messenger RNA, 1431 nt
Organism: Xylona heveae TC161
Lineage: Eukaryota; Fungi; Ascomycota; Xylonomycetes; Xylonales; Xylonaceae
Product: Rox3-domain-containing protein
Exons: 3
Coding region: 1-1431 (476 amino acids)
Biological process (GO): regulation of transcription by RNA polymerase II
Cellular component (GO): mediator complex; core mediator complex
Molecular function (GO): transcription coregulator activity
Source: RefSeq, a predicted model, not a curated record
AUGUCUGGUCCUCCCCGGAUUGCGGCACGUCAGGCAAGACCUCUUUCACCGGCAUCUGCUUCUUCCAGCCCGAAGCUUGACGAUAUUUCAUCACGCCCUGUAUUCGCUGGACCUAAUACCCCAGACUCACCUUCAUUGAUGUCCUCGACUCCUCAGAAUCAUGUUCCUUCUCCCGCGGCCCAUCAAGCGCCGUCUACCAUGACGAGUCAGCCCUCUUCUCAGUUGAUGGACAGCCCUCCAAAUUCUUCCUCUUCUAAACCCGGGUCACAACCGAUCAUCACUACGACAACGAACACCUUUCCUACCCCUGCUAGCAGUACUGCGGGGACGGUUCCUCCUUCCACCCAACCGGAUGAUGGAGACGUGCAGAUGAGUGAAAGCGAUGGGCCACCAGGCGAAGUGACGUCGCAUGCCACCACAGGCAUUGCGGACGAUGCCAUGGCAAUUGACAGGAAUGUUUCAGACUACACAAAUCACGAACGACAAGCUUCAGUUGUUGAGCCCGGCGACGGUAGCUCAAGGGUAAGCGGACAGGACAAGGGCAAAGGUAUUGACCAGGGAGCUCGGCAUGGCGAGGAAUUAUCAAUAGAAGGCAAGAUCGGUCUUGAAAGGCUUCACGCCGAUAUUGGCCAACCUUAUCUCCUUCUAAAAUCUCCUCAUCCGCCUACGCGGCCCCAACCUACUCAGAAUCUGAUAUCCCUGUAUGGUCUGGACCCGUUGGCGGCAACGGUGGCCCGAAAGGAUAAGUUUGGCCAAAAGAUUAACAAGCUCCGGAAAUCAUACGAGGGAAAGAUUAAAGAUUUCAACUUGGCAGGAAAAAAUAAGCCGGCCAAGCACGAAGAAGGCCAGCCCGGUGGUUUGUUGGAACUGGUGCAAUGGCCAGACGAGGAGUGGCAGAACCAGAAGUUGUUUGGAAAAGAGAUGACUAAGGGACUCGGUGACGCGCUCAUGGCCAAGCUUGACAAGGCUAUGACUAUGGAACCCGGACCAAUACCCGACGACGACAAGUGGCGGACAGUUCUGGGAUUGGAUGAUGAUACAUUGCGCGAUGUCUCUGGUGCCGGUGGGAAGAAGCAAGGCCUUCAAGGCGUCGCCGGCGGUAGCGCAUCUCAAGCAGAUGCUAGCACAUCACGAGGAGCAGCAGCCGCCGCUGCUCCAUCUCCUACCACGCCGAUUGAUCGGCCACGGCGUAGCGGAAAGAAGCGCAGCUAUCGCGAAAGCAGCUUUGCUGGAUACGGUGAGGGAUAUGGCGAUGAUGACGGAGAACUUGGUUUUUCGACGGGAGAUGACGACGACGGACGGAGGGCCAAUGCUUCGAAAAAGAAGCGGCGAAAGGAUUCUGUCGGUAAAAGUCCGCCACCUCUAGGAGGCCGAGGAGGCUCUUAUGGAGUGGGCAUGGUAGGAGUCGGCAGUGGGAUCGGCGCCCGAUAA